UAAAACGAUAGAGAAGGUCCCCCAAAACACGCGCACCCAGUUGACUUCUGGAAGGUUUCUCCAAGUUGAUCGAUCGGGUACAUGUGGUUGAGCUGAGCGACGGUCACUCCUGUUGUUCAGAGGAGGCUUUCCCAAAUGUCGGCUUACGCUAGACGUAUGGCCUUGUUGUCGGCCCGGAUAUUCGGCGAGCCUUACGCGGCUUCAGUUGCUGGCGGAAAUUCUCAGGUCGUUAGGCGAUUUGCCGAGAAACCGAUGGAUCUGAAGAAGGAAUGGAUCGAGUAUUACCCGCCGCUCUUCCAGUAUAACAGACUUAUGCUGAAGUUGAGAGCACACGGUUUAUUUCGGGACGAGCAUCUGGAUUUCCAAGAGGAGAUGAAGCGGUUGAGGAAACUGCGAGGGAAGGGUCCUCCGAAGAAAGGACAAGGAAAACGUGCAUCUCUGAAAAAAUAGUUGCCGCAGCAGAUUCUCCCGACACCGAUAUCUUUGAUCCCGAUAGGAAUCGUUCUUGGGUGACCGACUCUCGGCAGCGCGAGGCUAGUGGAUUAAUUAUGAUGGACUGUCAAGUAAAUAAAGAGAUCGCUGGAAAAC
Galendromus occidentalis (western predatory mite) is the source of this 588-nucleotide messenger RNA. It is a transcript of the gene mRpS33, whose product is annotated as mitochondrial ribosomal protein S33. Lineage: Eukaryota; Metazoa; Arthropoda; Arachnida; Mesostigmata; Phytoseiidae. The record is from RefSeq and is a predicted model, not a curated record. Gene Ontology annotation, cellular component: mitochondrion. The transcript has 2 exons. The coding region runs from base 136 to 450 and encodes 104 amino acids.